AUGGGUAAAAAUACACCACCACCAGAAAGACUAUUAGGUGACUAUGGGAUGGCAAAUGCAUCGAGUGGUAGGCUAAUAAUUGUGAAUCAACUGGUUAAUAUGCCUAACUUUCAGCUACAUCCCAACACUAUUAAUCAACUUGAGAGGAGACCUUUUUCAGGAAAAAUCAACGAAGAUGCAAAUAAACAUUUACAAAGGUAUCUGACUAUGAGCACCACUCUAAAGAUAGAUGGGCACACUGAAGAAGCAAAAAAGUUGAGAAUGUUUCCUUUUACCCUAUCUGAAGAUGCAGAAGAAUGGUUUUACUCAUUCCCUGCUGGGAGUAUUACCACUUGGGAACAAAUGGAAACAACUUUUCUGCAUGAGUAUUUUCCAGCUUCAGGUUUCUUCAAGAAAAGAUACGACAUCAUGAACUUCAAACAAAAAGAGGGUCAAUCACUUGGUGAUUCAUACAAGAGAUUCAAGAGCUGGUGGCUCAUCAAACAUUUUAACACCAUAAGUAUUAAAAAGAUCAUUGAGGCAAUAACUGCAAAUGAGCAUUUGGAGUUGUAUGAUAAGUGUUCAAGAAAACAUGAAAGGGUUAUUGAUUUGAAGCUUGAAACAAAUAAAAUAAGGAUUGAAGACACAAUUGUUGUAGAAGUUGGAAAAAAACUUAAAGCAAUGAAUAUUGGUACACAACAGGUAGCUCAAAUUCAGCCAGCCCAGAAUGUUAGUUGUGAAAUUUGUGGCAGACCUCAUUCAACUGUAUACUGUGUUACAACUACAAAACGAAUAGAGGGGGUAAAUUUUUUGAGGCAGAACAACCCUUAUUCUAACACGUAUAAUCCAUGGUGGAAAAAUCAUCAUAACUUCUCCUGGAAAUAUCAGAAAGGGAAUAUUCAACAACAUGGUCAAGGUCAAUACCAUAAUCAGUUUCAACAACCACAACAACAACAAGCUCCUAAGAAAGCAGAUUUGGAAAUAGACAUUGAAAAUAUUGCAACUCACAUUAUUCAAUUCAAAGAAGAGACCAUAAAUAAUCAGAGAAACACCACAUCUUCUAUAAAAAAUCUUGAAGUUCAAAUGGGACAAAUAGCACAACAACUAGCCGAUUCCCAAACACUAGGUACACUAUCUAGUAGAACUGUGAUAAAUCCUAGAGAACGUAAUAAUGUGAGUGUUGUUGUGACCAGAAGUGGUAAGUCUGCUAGGUGUUCUGAGAAUAAACAAGUGGAAGAAGACAAGUUGUUGGAAGUGGAUUUAUAA
Molecule: messenger RNA, 1245 nt
Organism: Lathyrus oleraceus (garden pea)
Lineage: Eukaryota; Viridiplantae; Streptophyta; Magnoliopsida; Fabales; Fabaceae
Exons: 2
Coding region: 1-1245 (414 amino acids)
Source: RefSeq, a predicted model, not a curated record